ACUCCAAAGCUCGGUGAGGUUGUCCAGGGCCAUGUCCAGGCACGUUCUGAACAUUUCCAAGACUGAAGGUUCCCCAGCCCCUCUGGGCACCCUCUCCCAUGCUGAACCACCCUCAAGAGGAGGUGGAUGGGGGCACUGUCCUUUUGCACAGUUUCCUUUCUUGCAAGUGAUACCUUUUUCCUUUGCCCUUCUCUCUGCCCCUCUGAGAAGUCUUGCUCAGUUGUUUCUGUCCAAGCCCCCUCUCCCUUCAGCUGGUGGGGCUGCUGUUGGAGCUCCCUUUUGCCUUCUGUCCUUCGACUAUUAUUCUGUUGCUGUCCCCUGCCCCUGGCAUGUGCCUCAUUGCCCUAUGCCUGAGCAGUUGAGCCUAGACUUUUUACUGACAUUUCAAUUUACUUACGAGGUGAGUUUUGGGAGAUUUCACCUUUGAGAUGAAAUAUGGUUACUCUUUUGUGAUCCAUCAGAAAACAAACCUAAGAAAGGUCAUUUCAGAACAGCAGAGUGGCUACAAGGAGGGAGUGAGAGGGAUGAGCAGCAGAGCCCAAGGCUGUCUCAGUGGCCAGAAGCAGCAGCUUUAUGGCCAGUACACAGACCAGAUAACUGACUUCGCAGAGAAGGAAGCAGCAAAGCUACUGAAUAAGAAGCUGGCCCAGAAGAACAAUGGAAGACCCCUGAAACGUGACAGUCAAGUACAGAUCAAAGAAGAGCACUAUUCCAAAUGUCAAGACUGUGCUAGACGCAUCCACAAAUAUGUUACCAAGAAGCUUGGAGAGGACUGGAUUUUCUUGGUUCUUUUGGGUCUGGUCAUGGCGUUGGUGAGCUGGGGAAUGGAUUAUGCCAGUGCGAAGAGCCUACAGGCCUACAAGUGGAUGUACCAAGCGCUGCACCCGAAUGUUCCUAUGCAGUAUCUGGCGUGGGUCACAUACCCACUUGUUCUUAUUCUGUUUGCGGCCAUUUUCUGCCACCUCGUCUCUCCGCAGGCUGUUGGGUCUGGGAUCCCAGAGCUCAAGACUAUCAUGAGGGGAGUGGUCCUCAAGGAAUAUCUCACUCUCAAAGCUUUUGUGGCCAAAGUUGUGGGCCUCACGGCUGGGCUUGGAAGUGGCAUGCCUGUGGGGAAGGAGGGUCCUUUUGUGCACAUUGCCAGUAUCUGCGCUGCUGUACUCAGCAAGUUCAUGUCAAUCUUCUGUGGUGUGUAUGAGAAUGUGCAUAGGCAGUUCGACCUCCUGGUGGUGGCUUGCGCAGUUGGAGUUGGAUGUUGCUUCGGGGCUCCUCUUGGAGGGGUCCUUUUCAGCAUUGAGGUCACUUCCACUUACUUUGCUGUGCGCAAUUAUUGGAGAGGUUUCUUUGCUGCUACCUUUAGUGCCUUCAUUUUCCGGGUCCUUGCGGUCUGGAACAAGGAUGCAGUUACCAUCACUGCCCUGUUCAGAACGAACUUCCGCAUGGAUUUCCCCUUUGAUCUGCAGGAGCUGCCGGCGUUCGCUGUAAUAGGGAUAUGUUCUGGAUUCCUUGGAGCGUUUUUUGUUUAUCUCAAUCGCCAGGUGGUCCUGUGCAUCCGGCGCCAUGCAGCACUCAACCAGUUUCUCACCAAAUACCGCCUCAUAUACCCUGGUGUUAUCACCUUCCUUAUAGCAACUGUGACCUUUCCUCCUGGAUUUGGGCAGUUCAUGGCAGGAGAGUUGAUGCCACGGGAAGCCAUCAGCUCUCUCUUUGAUAACUACACCUGGGCAAGAUACACAGGGGACCCUCUGAUCCUGGGGAAAUCUGCUGCCUGGAUCCAUCCUAAAGUCAGCGUCUUCAUCAUCAUCCUGCUUUUCUUCCUUGUGAAGUUCUGGAUGUCUGUCGUUGCUACCACAAUGCCAAUCCCCUGUGGAGGCUUCAUGCCGGUUUUUGUGCUAGGUGCUGCAUUUGGGCGCCUUAUUGGGGAAAUCAUGGCAUCGCUUUUUCCGAACGGGAUCCUCUUUGAUGGUAUCGUUUAUCAGAUCUUACCCGGAGGGUAUGCUGUUAUUGGUGCAGCAGCUCUGACAGGAGCGGUGAGCCACACUGUCUCCACUGCCGUGAUCUGCUUCGAGCUGACAGGCCAGAUCUCCCACAUCCUCCCCAUGAUGGUGGCGGUCAUUCUGGCCAACAUGGUGGCCCAGAGCCUACAGCCCAGCCUCUACGACAGCAUCAUUCAGGUGAAGAAGUUGCCCUACCUGCCAGACCUGGGCUGGAACCACAUAAGCAAAUACAAUAUCUUUGUCGAGGAUAUUAUGGUCCAAGAUGUGAAAUUCGUCUCCUCCAACUGUAAAUACCGAGACUUGCAAACUCUGCUCCAGAGCACCACUGUUAAGACUUUGCCUUUGGUGGACUCGCCAGAGACCAUGAUCCUUUUGGGGUCCGUAGAGCGCUCUGAGCUGCAGGCUCUCCUCCAGAGACACAUAAGCCCAGAACGGCGGCGGCUCCUCAACAGAGAGAUGCAGCAGAAGCUGUGCGAAGCACCCUAUGACGGGCACAGCAAGGGACCGUGGGCAGCCCUGCCAAAGCUGAAGCACGAAUCUUUUGCUUAUGUUGAUGAGGAUGAGGAUACGGAUGAGAAGGGAGAGCUGCCUCGGCCCCCAAGUCCUGCGCCCAGUUACCCAGAGGAGCCCAAUGGGCCAACAAGUCCUCCGAAACAAACGCCUGAAGCUCUGGAGCCACAGCAGCCCCCAGGCAAUUUCAGGAGUUUGAGGCAACUGAUCCAGCAGCUCUUGUGUCAUUACAACCGUCCACUUGAAGCAGAGAGUGCCGUCCAGGAGCCGGUGGAAGUCAUUGAGACAAUGAGGCCAGAAGAGAUAGAUGCUUGGGAACAGCAGGAGCUGAACAAGACUGUGUGCUUUGACAGCUGCCGCAUAGACCCUUCCCCUUUCCAGCUGGUGGAGAGAACUUCCCUGCACAAGACGCAUACGUUGUUCUCAUUACUGGGCCUCAGCCAUGCCUAUGUAACGAGCAUGGGGAAGCUGCGGGGAGUGUUGGCUUUGGAAGAGCUCCAGAAGGCAAUAGAAGGUUCCACACGCUCUGGGGUUCGCCUCCGCCCGCCCCUCGCCAGCUUCCGCGACACCAACCGGACUUCAACCAGCAGCGAGAAGGUCAGUCAGGCCGCUCAGGUGUGGAGCCGGCAGGACAGCUGUGUGGUGGCCACACUGCAAGCAGCGGCUCCGGGCAUGGAGAGCCCACUGCCGCCCUGCUCGCACUGCUCCCAGCCCCAGCACGGGUGUGAAGAGGGGGAGUUUCUGGGCUCCACUUAUGCCACAGAUACUGAGCUGGAAGAGAUGGAGCUGACAGGGCCAGUUGCUGACAAUAUCUCGGACAUCCUCAAGGACAUAAGCCUACACUCCACUGACCUGGAUGAGGAUGAAGAUGAGGAUGAUGAUGUCCCCUUAUAGCUGGUAUGAGGGGCGUAGUCCAUCACAGUCUUCACUUGAGCCAGUCGUCUUGUGUUUGCUCCUGAAAGAGAAGCUUUUGGGUGUUCUCUGCAAUCCCCACAGAGGAUUAAUUCAUCUGGGAGAGGGGGCAUCAGAGCAACCCUCUCCUCUGCUGCUCUCCUUCUGUGCUGCAAUGGCUAGGCUGGGCUGCAGGGCUGUGCGGGGGGCAGGCAGGCUGUGGGGUGCCUGAGGGCACCUCAUCACCCUCAGGCUUCUGCCGCGCCUUCCUAGCAUGGCAGGAGGGAUUGUGACUGGGCAUGAAUGCUGCUGGACACAGUUGGGAAGCUCUGGGUCAAUGUGCCACGUGGAAAGUGGGGGAGAAGCAGCUCUUCUCGUUCUCCAUGGGUGUCAACCUCCCAGUCACACCUGGCCUGCGCGCACCACUGCAAACAAGCCAGACCUCCAGCCUAGAAGCAUGUUGCUGCUUCUGACAGCAAUCCUGUCCGUGUUGCUGCAGCUCCUUUUCACUAGCUCUUACCUUGCAUCCCCCCAAACAUUCCCAUGUAGAACAUUUUUCCUCUUUCUCAGGUUUUACUCUGGGAUUUUCCUGGAUGGGGGUGCAGUUAGGAGCUUCUCCUCUGUCCUUUAGCUGAGGCAUGCCCUAAAAACAGAUGGGAGGAAAACACUUGACCUACAUCUCAGGUCUUUAAUUCAGCCAGGGCUCUAAGAAAAGCACUGGAAGGGAGGAAAGCCUCUUUGUUUUUCCACCAUCUCUGGAAUUUUAAAAUAGAAUGUGAAAAUCUUAAGUGGGGGCAUCCUCAGUAUUGGAGGAAGAGGAGUAAAACAGCAUGUAUGCACCUAUAUUUUAAAUACCUGUGUUUGUCUCUCUAAAUCACUGUUCAUGAUUUUUACAAAUUUAGUCUUAAAAUACAAGAACUAAAAAAAACCAGUAUUAUGGAGCAUUAGCAGGCUGCCAAGAAAUACAGCAGAGGGAAGCCAUGUUUUCUAAACUUUGAAAACAGGUCUCUGAAAAUUCCUGCUCUCUCUCCUGGUAAUUCUACCCUGCCUACUUUCCACAUAUUUUUGCAUACCUCAGAUCUGAGAAUUCCAGCUCUCACUUUUGCCAACUUGUCUCCAUUGUGACUAACAGCAGAGACCUCAACCCUUGUCUGCAGCGUCCCUCUCUAUUCCAGUUCUAAAUCUGGAGCAGAUCUUGAUCUGUAUCUUGCAAAAAGAUGUCUUGUCAGUUUGUGUCAUGCAUGCAAAACUUUAGCAUCCAAAGAUAAGAUGCUGCUUUGUUUAACUCACUGUCCUUGUGAGGUUUUCUCAGUAAAUAAGGCAAAAUCAAA
Falco peregrinus (peregrine falcon) is the source of this 4726-nucleotide messenger RNA. It is a transcript of the gene CLCN1, whose product is annotated as chloride voltage-gated channel 1. Gene Ontology annotation, cellular component: membrane. Gene Ontology annotation, molecular function: voltage-gated chloride channel activity. The record is from RefSeq and is a predicted model, not a curated record. The transcript is spliced from 23 exons. Gene Ontology annotation, biological process: transmembrane transport; chloride transport. Bases 429 to 3398 code for a protein of 989 amino acids. Lineage: Eukaryota; Metazoa; Chordata; Aves; Falconiformes; Falconidae.